Schistocerca nitens (vagrant locust) is the source of this 2874-nucleotide messenger RNA. RefSeq names its product trichohyalin-like. NCBI's taxonomy places the organism in Eukaryota, Metazoa, Arthropoda, Insecta, Orthoptera, Acrididae. The coding region runs from base 1 to 2874 and encodes 957 amino acids. The transcript is spliced from 4 exons. The record is from RefSeq and is a predicted model, not a curated record.
AUGGGGAAGGAUGCGGAAAGGGAAGACGGAGCGGAGCGGAGCGGAGCGGAGCGGAGCGAGCAGACGGAGCGGAGCGAGCAGACGGAGCGGAGCGAGCAGACGGAGCGGAGCGAGCAGACGGAGCGGAGCGAGCAGACGGAGCGGAGCGAGCAGACGGAGCGGAGCGAGCAGACGGAGCGGAGCGAGCAGACGGAGCGGAGCGAGCAGACGGAGCGGAGCGAGCAGACGGAGCGGAGCGAGCAGACGGAGCGGAGCGAGCAGACGGAGCGGAGCGAGCAGACGGAGCGGAGCGAGCAGACGGAGCGGAGCGAGCAGACGGAGCGGAGCGAGCAGACGGAGCGGAGCGAGCAGACGGAGCGGAGCGAGCAGACGGAGCGGAGCGAGCAGACGGAGCGGAGCGAGCAGACGGAGCGGAGCGAGCAGACGGAGCGGAGCGAGCAGACGGAGCGGAGCGAGCAGACGGAGCGGAGCGAGCAGACGGAGCGGAGCGAGCAGACGGAGCGGAGCGAGCAGACGGAGCGGAGCGAGCAGACGGAGCGGAGCGAGCAGACGGAGCGGAGCGAGCAGACGGAGCGGAGCGAGCAGACGGAGCGGAGCGAGCAGACGGAGCGGAGCGAGCAGACGGAGCGGAGCGAGCAGACGGAGCGGAGCGAGCAGACGGAGCGGAGCGAGCAGACGGAGCGGAGCGAGCAGACGGAGCGGAGCGAGCAGACGGAGCGGAGCGAGCAGACGGAGCGGAGCGAGCAGACGGAGCGGAGCGAGCAGACGGAGCGGAGCGAGCAGACGGAGCGGAGCGAGCAGACGGAGCGGAGCGAGCAGACGGAGCGGAGCGAGCAGACGGAGCGGAGCGAGCAGACGGAGCGGAGCGAGCAGACGGAGCGGAGCGAGCAGACGGAGCGGAGCGAGCAGACGGAGCGGAGCGAGCAGACGGAGCGGAGCGAGCAGACGGAGCGGAGCGAGCAGACGGAGCGGAGCGAGCAGACGGAGCGGAGCGAGCAGACGGAGCGGAGCGAGCAGACGGAGCGGAGCGAGCAGACGGAGCGGAGCGAGCAGACGGAGCGGAGCGAGCAGACGGAGCGGAGCGAGCAGACGGAGCGGAGCGAGCAGACGGAGCGGAGCGAGCAGACGGAGCGGAGCGAGCAGACGGAGCGGAGCGAGCAGACGGAGCGGAGCGAGCAGACGGAGCGGAGCGAGCAGACGGAGCGGAGCGAGCAGACGGAGCGGAGCGAGCAGACGGAGCGGAGCGAGCAGACGGAGCGGAGCGAGCAGACGGAGCGGAGCGAGCAGACGGAGCGGAGCGAGCAGACGGAGCGGAGCGAGCAGACGGAGCGGAGCGAGCAGACGGAGCGGAGCGAGCAGACGGAGCGGAGCGAGCAGACGGAGCGGAGCGAGCAGACGGAGCGGAGCGAGCAGACGGAGCGGAGCGAGCAGACGGAGCGGAGCGAGCAGACGGAGCGGAGCGAGCAGACGGAGCGGAGCGAGCAGACGGUGCGGAGCGAGCAGACGGUGCGGAGCGAGCAGACGGAGCGGAGCGAGCAGACGGAGCGGAGCGAGCAGACGGAGCGGAGCGAGCAGACGGAGCGGAGCGAGCAGACGGAGCGGAGCGAGCAGACGGAGCGGAGCGAGCAGACGGAGCGGAGCGAGCAGACGGAGCGGAGCGAGCAGACGGAGCGGAGCGAGCAGACGGAGCGGAGCGAGCAGACGGAGCGGAGCGAGCAGACGGAGCGGAGCGAGCAGACGGAGCGGAGCGAGCAGACGGAGCGGAGCGAGCAGACGGAGCGGAGCGAGCAGACGGAGCGGAGCGAGCAGACGGAGCGGAGCGAGCAGACGGAGCGGAGCGAGCAGACGGAGCGGAGCGAGCAGACGGAGCGGAGCGAGCAGACGGAGCGGAGCGAGCAGACGGAGCGGAGCGAGCAGACGGAGCGGAGCGAGCAGACGGAGCGGAGCGAGCAGACGAGAAGGCAAGGAGAAGAAGGCAAGGAGAAGAAGGCAAGGAGAAGAAGGCAAGGAGAAGAAGGCAAGGAGAAGAAGGCAAGGAGAAGAAGGCAAGGAGAAGAAGGCAAGGAGAAGAAGGCAAGGAGAAGAAGGCAAGGAGAAGAAGGCAAGGAGAAGAAGGCAAGGAGAAGAAGGCAAGGAGAAGAAGGCAAGGAGAAGAAGGCAAGGAGAAGAAGGCAAGGAGAAGAAGGCAAGGAGAAGAAGGCAAGGAGAAGAAGGCAAGGAGAAGAAGGCAAGGAGAAGAAGGCAAGGAGAAGAAGGCAAGGAGAAGAAGGCAAGGAGAAGAAGGCAAGGAGAAGAAGGCAAGGAGAAGAAGGCAAGGAGAAGAAGGCAAGGAGAAGAAGGCAAGGAGAAGAAGGCAAGGAGAAGAAGGCAAGGAGAAGAAGGCAAGGAGAAGAAGGCAAGGAGAAGAAGGCAAGGAGAAGAAGGCAAGGAGAAGAAGGCAAGGAGAAGAAGGCAAGGAGAAGAAGGCAAGGAGAAGAAGGCAAGGAGAAGAAGGCAAGGAGAAGAAGGCAAGGAGAAGAAGGCAAGGAGAAGAAGGCAAGGAGAAGAAGGCAAGGAGAAGAAGGCAAGGAGAAGAAGGCAAGGAGAAGAAGGCAAGGAGAAGAAGGCAAGGAGAAGAAGGCAAGGAGAAGAAGGCAAGGAGAAGAAGGCAAGGAGAAGAAGGCAAGGAGAAGAAGGCAAGGAGAAGAAGGCAAGGAGAAGAAGGCAAGGAGAAGAAGGCAAGGAGAAGAAGGCAAGGAGAAGAAGGCAAGGAGAAGAAGGCAAGGAGAAGAAGGCAAGGAGAAGAAGGCAAGGAGAAGAAGGCGGUUUAUGGAGUUACGGUGGUGGCGGCAGUGGUGGCAGCAGCAGCAGCAGCAGCAGCAGCAACUACAAUAA